This is a messenger RNA of Plodia interpunctella (Indianmeal moth), 3413 nucleotides long. It is a transcript of the gene SMC6, whose product is annotated as Structural maintenance of chromosomes 6. Gene Ontology annotation, cellular component: nucleus; site of double-strand break; Smc5-Smc6 complex. The record is from RefSeq and is a predicted model, not a curated record. Lineage: Eukaryota; Metazoa; Arthropoda; Insecta; Lepidoptera; Pyralidae. The coding region runs from base 199 to 3309 and encodes 1036 amino acids. Gene Ontology annotation, biological process: double-strand break repair via homologous recombination. The transcript has 18 exons. Gene Ontology annotation, molecular function: single-stranded DNA binding; damaged DNA binding; ATP hydrolysis activity.
AUGUCAAAAUUUAAAGCAAGCAAAAUUAAUUUUGUUUUGAGCGCGAUUUUGUCCUACCGGUUUGCUAAGUUUUCUUGUGAGUGUAAGUGGCUGCUGAAAUGCCUAAUUAAUUUUUAUACCUACUUGUAUCUACUAUACUUGUUAAAAUAUUGGAUUGAUGUGCUGUUGCUGGGUUAGAUAUCCCGUUCCCGUCUCAAAAUGGAAGACGAAGAAAUCAUCCAGGAAGAUAAAGAUGGAUCAAUUCACAGCAUUCACGUUCGUAACUUCUUCUGCCAUGAUAAUUUGGAAGUCAAUUUGAACAGAAAUGUUAACUUUAUCGUGGGACGUAAUGGUAGUGGCAAAAGUGCUAUUUUAACAGCAUUAGUCGUUGGGUUAGGGGGCAGGGCCUCGGCUACCAACAGAGGAACUAAUUUGCAUUCUUUUAUAAAGAAAGGGGCUAAUUCAGCCACAGUUGAGAUUAAAAUUAAAAAUAACAGUCCCAGGGCUUACAAGCACAAUGAAUAUGGAGACUACAUUACUAUUGUUCGAACUAUAAAUGCAUCUGGAGGAGGAGGAUAUAAGGUCAAAUCUGCUACAGGAGAAACUGUUUCAACAAAGUUUGAAGAGGUGAAUUCAAUAAUACUUGCCCAUGACAUACAAGUGGACAACCCUAUAUCUGUCCUCAAUCAGGAUGAUGCGAGAAGCUUCCAUGCUUCAGAUGCCAAGAAGAAAUACUCUCUGUUCAGGAAGGCCACCAAUCUGGACCAGACGGAGACCAAUUAUAAGUGGGCUUUGGAUAAUUGCAAUAAAGCCCACAAUAUUUGGAACAGGAAAAAUGAUGCCUGUCAAGUGCUGGAGAAGGACUAUAAAAAAUGGAAGUUGAGUUAUGAACAGCUCCAAUCACGAGAUGAGAUUGAAGCCAAAAAACAAGCUCUGCAGAAUGAGUACUAUUGGAGUGAGAUAGUGGACUUUGAGCGGGAAGCUGGCCAGGUGCAGGCUCAGUAUGAUAAGCAGAACUUGAAGGUACAAAAGAUCACAGAGAAGCUAUCCAAGAUGUCUGAUAGUGUUGGGAACAAUAAGGGAGUUGUUGAACAACUGAAAGGCCAACUUGACGAGAAGAACCUCGAGAAGACAGCAUUGGAACAAGAGCUGCGGGAGCGGGAAGAGUCGGCGCGGACGGCGCAGUCGGCGCAGCGCGCGGCGCUCGCGCAGCGCAGCAAGCUCAGUGUGCGUCACGCGCGUGCGUUGCGCAGGCUCGCCGACCUCCAGCGCGAGAUACACACCAUUCAUUCGGGACAAGCGGUGUCCCGCCGCGCGGAGCUGGAGCGCCUGGCGGCGGACGCGGAGCGCGCGACGACGGCGACGCGCGCGCGCUACGACACGGCGCAGCACGAGGCCGCGCAGGCGCGCGCUGCCGCGGCGCACGCGCAUGCGCAGGCUGACGACGCGCAGCAGCGGGUCGUACGCCAGAGGACGGAAUUGCACAAACUGAAGAGGAUCCUCCAGGACCUGGAGUCCCGCAGCAACGACUCCCUGGCCGUGUACGGCAGCCGCAUGGUGGAGCUGUGCGGGCGCGUGCGCAGCGCUCCGGGGCUCUUCAGUGCGCCGCCUCGGGGACCCGUCGGUGCAUAUUUAAAGGUAAAGCAGAAGCACUGGGGCGGAGCUCUGGAGCACAUCAUUGGCGCCGGCAUCCAGUCUUUUUGCGUUAACACCGCUGAAGACUCUCGUAAACUGUUUGAGAUCAUGGAACAAGUAUAUGGCAAGGAGCCCAAACCAGCGGUGACGUGCAGCAAGUUCCUGAGCAGGGCUCACGACGUCGGCCGCAACAAGGUCCGCGCGGGCGCCUUCUCGUCCGCGCUGGACUCUCUGGACGUCAGCGACCCCGUGGUCGCCAACUAUCUCAUUGAUAAUAUCGGCGUCGAACGUAUACUGCUGGUCAACGAUGAGAAGGAUGCACAAAGGCUUUCGAACCCGAUCGAGAACGUGCCGCAGAAUUGCACGAAGAUAGUGACAAGUGACAACAAGGAGUACUACCCCGCGCCCAACUACCGCAGCUACGGCGGCUCCGCCCGCCCCAGCCGGUACCUCACCGCCAGCACUGCCGAGAGGAAAAUGCAAGUUCGCGCGGAAAUAGAAGAAGCCGAAGCGACGCUGCGCACACUGGAAGCCGAAGCGGAACGCCUCGACGCUGAAGCGAGGACCGCUAGAGACAACGAGCGAGCGGCGUCGAAAGCGCUUCAAGCGCUUGUGGCGUCGCGGCAUACUACGGAGGAAGCGGCGCGGGCAGCCGCUGCAGCGCUUGAUCAACAUCAGGCGCCGCACCACGCCGUGCUGGUGGACGAAUUAAACGUCACAAAAGAGAAUUUGAAGACACUCGAAGAGCAACUACAAAUAUUGGAGAAGCAGGAGCAAGACUUGAAUAACAAGAUUGACCAAUCAGACGGCGGCGUGCGCGACGUGAAGAAGCGUCUCGCUGGUGUCAUUACUUCCAGUAGAGCACUCAUCGAAGAAAUAGAGCAAGAGAAACUCAAGAUCGAGCAAGGUGCGAGCGAGAGGCAGAAUAUGAGUCGCAAGCUCAAAGAGGAACAAACCAAACUGUCCCAAGUGGAAUCCAUUUUGGAGGAGAAGCGCGCCAAUAUCGACAAAUUGACGCAAGAAGCUCUAACACUGUGCGCGAGAGUUGAAAACCCUAGAGACCGCGCGAUCGUGACUCAAGAGCUGAGGAAGACCCAGCUGAAGCUGAGCUCCAUCCGCGACGACGGGCUGUGCAAGGCCGACGUGGCCGAGCAGCUGCUGCGGGCGGAGCGCCGCUACCGACACGCCAAGUCCACGCUCGACCGGCUGAGGAACCUCAUUGAUGACGUUCACAAGACGACAGAGAAGCAUUUGAAGAUCUGUCAGGUGGUGCAGACGCAUAUUAUAAGGAGAGUGAAGUUCUGCUUCCAAUCGAUGCUGAGUCUGCGCAAUUAUUCUGGCAGCAUGGAAAUAGACAUAACGAAGAGCACUCUAGAAAUAAAAUGCACCGGACGGGAUUCUGGGGAAAAACGUCACGCGAACACGACUUCCUCUCUCUCCGGCGGCGAGCGCUCGUACUCCACUGUGGCGUUCAUCAUGGCGCUGUGGGAGUGCGUCGAGCUGCCCUUCUACUUCAUGGACGAAUUUGAUGUGUUCAUGGACAACGUGAACCGCAAGAUAGUGAUGGAGCUGCUGAUAGACCACGCGCUGAAGAACACGAGCAGGCAGUUCGUGUUCCUCACGCCGCAGGACGCCAGCUCCGUCUCCGCCGGGCCCAUGAUCACCAUACACCGGAUGGCCGAUCCGCGACCUUAGGAUAUAAGUAUAUUUUCUUUUAUAAUCCAGUGUGAUUAAUAAUUUUUAAUUAUGUAUCGUUGAUUGUUAUUUUGUGAUAAUAAAGCCAUUGAUUUUGAUUAUAA